Molecule: messenger RNA, 1704 nt
Organism: Thlaspi arvense
Lineage: Eukaryota; Viridiplantae; Streptophyta; Magnoliopsida; Brassicales; Brassicaceae
Source: the annotation of a GenBank genome assembly
AGAAAAUCUCAGAAAGCUUUCAGCUGACUUUUUUUUUUUUUUUUUCCCUCUCCAAAUCUCAUCUCUCUUCUUGCUUCGUCUUUCUGUCUUGACCCUCUUGACUCUUUCUUCGCCGUCUAUGGGGAUCUCCUUCAGCAAACGUCGACGUGACGACUACCACGGUCGCCACCACCAUCACCUUCCUCCUCCUCCUCCUCCUCCUCCGCCGCAGCACUAUUACUCCGAUCCUCCACCACAACCGCCGCCUCAACCACCGCACAACCAGUACAGCUACACUCACAACAACCUCGUAUCAACUCCACAGCUCGCUCUUCCUCCUCCUCAACAACCGUUUCAGCCACCGUCUCAUCCUCAGCCGCAGAUUAAUUACGGAGCGUACGGUCAUAACUAUAACUCUUACUAUAAUCAAAACCAGUAUUACCCACAACAGCCUCCUCCGUAUUACUCCGGUUAUCAUCCCAACGCGAGGAAUUUGACGAUGAGACCGGUUCACUUCGUCCAGCCUCCGGUACCUCAUCCGCCGUACGUGGAGCAUCAGAGUGCGAAGAAGGUGAGGAAUGAUGUCAAUGUUCAUAAAGAUACGGUGAAGCUCGAAGCAGACGAUCUUAGCCCUGGCCAUCAUCUAGUUUCCUUCGUCUUCGAUGCCGUAUUCGAUGGCAGUUUCACUAUCAUAUUUUUUGCAAAGGAGGAACCAAACUGCACAAUCGUCCCGCAUUUCCAAGAAGCUUUCCCACCGAUCAAAAUCUCUUUCCAGAAAGGUACGGCGCAGAAGUUUGUACAACCUUCAGGGACAGGAACCGAUCUGGCCUUCUUUUUACUGGAUGAUCUAUCGAAACCGUCGCCAGAAGAAGUGUACCCACUAGUAAUAUCAGCCGAGACAGUAAUCUCACCGAGCUCGGUUACAGAGGAAUCAUCGGUUCAUAAGCAAAUCACACAAGCGUGUUUGGAGAAGACUAACGAUGGAUCUUUCAAAGUGAAAGUCAUGAAGCAGAUCCUAUGGAUUGAAGGAAAUCGAUAUGAACUGCGUGAGUUGUAUGGAAUCGAUAACUCGACCACCCAAGGUGGUAAUGCUGAUCACUCGGGCUUAGAGGAUACCGGUGACAAAGAAUGUGUCAUUUGCUUGACUGAACCUAAGGACACCGCCGUGAUGCCUUGUAGACAUUUGUGUUUGUGUAGCGACUGUGCUAAAGAACUGAGGUUUCAAUCAAACAAAUGUCCCAUAUGUCGACAACCUAUCACUGAGCUUUUAGAGAUUAAAGUGGAUAGUACUAAUGAUCAACACUGAAAAAGAGAGAUUCAAAAGAAGAUAAAGAGAGAUGGGAACUGAAGUUUACGAAAAACAUUCAACGAAGUAACCUUUUCUCUUUCUCGCCUUUUUGCUUUUUGUCUAUAAAAAAGGCUAAUAAGGCAAAGGAAAGCUGGUUGGAGAUGGAGAAUGUUUCCUAUUGAAGUUAAGCCUAAAAGAAAAAAGUUUAUUGAUAAAAAAAAAAAAAAAGUGAACCUCUCUGUGUUCAUUCUUUUGACAGAAUGUUCAAACUUUUGAACUGAAGAAGAUAUCAAAAGAAAAGUCUUCAUUUGAUUGUAGUGAAGUGACUCUCUUCACAAGCAAAAUUAUUUUUACAUUACAUCUUGAUUCCAGGUGGUAUGAUUGAUCAUCCUAUAUUCAGAUAUCAUUAUACUAUGACGAAAUAUUUUUGAAAAUUG